GAAAGCUUGACUCCGAACACACCAUACUGUAACAACGGCCCAGCUCUUACUACAAAAUAUGGUCAAGGCUUUGAUUCUCAUCGCAGAUGGAACGGAAGAAAUGGAGUUUACGAUCACAUACGAUACGCUCGUCCGCGCUGGGAUAGAAUGCACAUCCGCAUUUAUCCCCAGGGGUCUCUCACCAUACGGAUCUUCUGAUACAAGUCCUCCGCUUGCAGUUUGCUCGAGGCAAGUGAAGAUCCUUCCUGAUGUCACUCUGGACCCCCUUGAUGCCGGUCCGGAGAAGUACGAUGCCCUCAUCAUCCCUGGUGGCAUGGGUGGUGCCGUGACAAUGGCAGGAUCGACAGAGGUGCAAAACCUGGUUCGUUCUUACUACAACCACCCAGAGAAACGAAUCAUUGGCAUGAUAUGCGCAGGUUCCAAGGUCGCGAUCACAGCGAAGCUUCCUGGUCAACCGAUCACGUCGCACCCAUCUGUUCAGAACGAGUUCCCAGACCAUUUUGACUACAAGGAGGAAUGUGUAGUCGUGUCAGAUGCCCUCCCAGACAAGGCGACGCUCGUCACAAGCCGCGGACCAGGAACUGCGUUCCCCUUCACAUUCACGCUGAUCGAGCUCUUGUGCGGGAAGGCAAAACGCGACGAAGUCGUAGGACCUAUGAUGUUCCCAUCCGGCACUGGGUAUCCGUUCUGAGUGGAGUCGACGGGUCAAACGCGGUGGUGCAACUUUCUAUGCUGAACAGGAAGCCAUCCUAUGAGCUGCCAUGUAAGGGUUUGACCACUUCAAUGUAUGAGCUGUUGAAGGAUGUGGAAAAGUUUGUGUCAAAACGUUAGAGCUAGUUCGGAAACCCGAUGCUGGCUGGGUGAACAUCGGACAUUGCCAGGGCGUGCGAGCGACAAAGGGCUAUAUGGUGUAUAAAGGUUGAAUAGGUAGUAACGAGUGAGCUAUCAACUUGGAAGUCUUGGAAGGUAUCAAAGGUUGCGAACGAGUGUAUUAG
Molecule: messenger RNA, 995 nt
Organism: Suillus clintonianus
Lineage: Eukaryota; Fungi; Basidiomycota; Agaricomycetes; Boletales; Suillaceae
Product: class I glutamine amidotransferase-like protein
Exons: 7
Coding region: 59-691 (210 amino acids)
Biological process (GO): guanine deglycation, glyoxal removal; protein deglycation, glyoxal removal
Cellular component (GO): nucleus; cytosol
Molecular function (GO): protein deglycase activity
Source: RefSeq, a predicted model, not a curated record